AUGGCCGCAACAACAACCACGGCGGCGAGUGUAAGCGCCGCCGGAGCAGGUGGUGCCGGAGCUGAAGACCGAGUUCUCGCGACGGCGCAGCAGAUCGUGAAGAGUCUCAACAACGCACCGAAAGAUGUCCGCGACGAUAUGCUUCUCAUCUUCUCAAGCUUCGAUAACCGUUUAUCAAACAUCAAAACAGUGAUGACCGAUCAAAACGACGCUCUUCUCGCUCGUUUAGAAGCCGCCGAGACGGUUAUCCACCGAUGGGACGGCGGCAACGAUUCAUCUCGACACUCUUCUUCGUCUUCCAGUAACCACCACCGUUGCUCUUCCUUCUCUCUCUCCUUGGACGAAUCUCCGGAGGAAGCGACGGAGUUUCUAUCGGCUGUUGAUGAGAUCAUCUCUCUCCUCGAGGAUCUCUCCUCUGAGAACAAACCCGAUUUGGUGGAUAGAGCUGAUAGUGCUUUGCAGAUGGCUAUGUCUCAGCUUGAAGACGAAUUCCGACGGAUUUUGAUCCGAAACACCGUCCCUCUCGACGCCGAGCGGCUCUACGGCUCGAUGCGGCGAGUUUCGCUGUCGUUCGCAGACGGCGAUGUGGUUGAGGAUUUCGAGAAUUUCGGAUUGGUUGCUGACGGAGAAGGUAGUGGUAACGGAAGCAGAAGGAGACUGUUCCAUGAGAGAGGAGGAAGCAUAGGUUGCGAUCUCUGGGUUGAUUUGAUAAAUCCGACGGCUGUUGAAGAUCUGAGAGAGAUCGCGGAGAGGAUGAUCCGAGCCGGUUACGAGAAGGAAUGUGUUCAGGUGUAUAGCACGGUGAGGCGCGAGGCGUUAGACGAAUGCUUGGCGAUUCUCGAUGUGGAGAAGCUGAGUAUCGAAGAAGUGCAGAAGAUCGAUUGGAGAUCUAUGGAUGAGAAGAUGAAGAAGUGGAUCCAAGCCGUGAAGAUCGCCGUUAGAGUGCUUCUAGCCGGCGAGAAGAAGCUCUGCGAUGAGAUCUUCUCCGGUUCGGAGUCGAGCAGAGAAGUCUGUUUCAACGAGACGACGAAGAGCUGCGUGAUGCAGAUGCUGAAUUUCGGAGAGGCGGUGGCGAUUGGGAAGAGAUCGCCGGAGAAGCUGUUUAGGAUUCUUGACAUGUACGAUGCUCUGGCUAACGUUGUGCAGUGUCUUGAGUUGAUGGUUACUGACGAAUUCGUGUGUAACGAAGCGAGAGGAGUGUUGGAAGCGUUGGGUGAUGCUGCGAGAGGGACGUUCGUUGAGUUCGAGAGUAACGUGAGGGACGAGACGUCGAAGAAGCCGACGACCAACGGCGAGGUACAUCCGAUGAUACGCUACGUGAUGAAUUAUAUGAAGCUGAUUGUUGAUUACGCUGCUACGUUAGAGUCGCUUCUUGAGAAGGACGAAGAAGCAGAUGGAGAUAGUUCAACUUUGACAGAGGAGAUGUCAAAGUCUGCUCUUGCGAAACGAAUGCUGAGGUUGAUUACUUCCUUAGAGUCGAAUCUUGAAGAGAAAUCGAAGCUGUACGAAGACGGUGGGCUUCAAAAUGUGUUCUUGAUGAACAACAUUUACUACGUUGUUCAGAAGGUGAAGGACUCUGAGUUAGGUAAGCUGUUGGGUGAUGAUUGGGUUAGGAAGAGAAGAGGGCAGAUACGUCAGUACGCUACAGGUUACCUCAGGGCGUCGUGGAGCAAGGUGUUGUCUGCUUUGAGAGAUGAGAAUAUGGGAGGGAGCUCGAGUGGUAGCCCGAGUUACGGACAAAGAAGCAGCGGUUCUAGUAGUAGCGCGUCGAAGGUGGCGUUGAAGGAGAGAUUCAGAGGGUUUAACGCUAGCUUUGAAGAGCUGUACAGGCUUCAGACGGCUUGGAAAGUACCGGAUCCUCAGCUCCGGGAAGAGCUGAGGAUAUCGAUAUCGGAGAAAGUGAUUCCGGCUUACCGGGCUUUCUUUGGGAGGAAUAAGAGUCAGAUAGAAGGGGGUAGGCAUGCGGGGAAGUAUAUAAAGUACACGCCGGACGAUCUUGAGAGUUACCUACCGGACUUGUUUGAAGGAAAUCAAUUGGUUAUUCACCCGAGAAGGAAAAGUUCUUAG
Microthlaspi erraticum is the source of this 2067-nucleotide messenger RNA. The record is from the annotation of a GenBank genome assembly. Lineage: Eukaryota; Viridiplantae; Streptophyta; Magnoliopsida; Brassicales; Brassicaceae.